AUGGACCCUCCAAGAACGCCAAAAAGAGCUGAAACCAGAGAUCAGCCACAAAUCUCAGCUGCAUCAAGAGAAAAAGCUGAAGCAGCCAAAGCUUUUAUAGCUGAAAAAUAUUCGAAGAAAAAAAGAGAAGAAACUGAAAACCGUGAGUAUUGAGACGAAAUCAACAAAAAAAUGACUGAGCUAAACUUGUCUGAAACCGAGCAACAAAUUGUAAAGGAAGAAAUCAUGCAUAAAGAAGCUGAAAGACUUAGGCUGAUGCGUGCAAGAAUUAGCAUAUUUGAUUUUGAACCUAUAACCAUCAUUGGAAGAGGCGCAUUUGGCGAAGUCAGAGUCGUUAGGCAUAAAACUUCUAAUGAAAUCCUUGCCUUGAAGAAGAUGAACAAAACGGAAAUGAUAAGGAAAAACCAAAUCCAGCACGUAAGGGCCGAAAGAAACGUCCUCGCUAAAGCAAAUAACCCAUGAAUUGUAGAGCUAAAAUACUCUUUUCAAGACGAAAAAUACCUGUAUCUGGCAAUGGAAUACUUACAAGGUGGUGAUUUGAUGACUAUUCUUAUUAAAAGAGACAUUCUUCCUCAGGAUGAGGCCAAAUUUUAUAUUGCUGAAAUGGUUUUGGCUAUCGAAUCUGUGCAUAAGUUGAAUUACAUCCAUAGAGACAUCAAGCCAGAUAACGUAUUAAUCGGUAGAGAUGGCCAUGUCAAGCUUUCCGAUUUUGGGCUCUGCAAACUAAGUGAGGUCCAGCCUGACAAUUUAUACUCAAACUUGAAUAAGCUCGAAGAUGAAGCUAGGGCUAAGCAGUAUAUAGAAAAGAAAUCAGAUUACAAGAGAAACCGUGCACUGGCUUACUCGACUGUGGGAACUCCUGAUUAUAUUGCCCCAGAAGUCUUUGGCAGAGGAGGGUAUACGGAAACUGUAGAUUGGUGGAGUGUUGGAGUUAUUUUAUUUGAAAUGGUGGUUGGGUAUCCACCCUUCUUUUCAGAUGAACCUUCAAUAACUUGUCAAAAGAUACUGCAUUGGAGAAGCACUUUAGCAAUCCCACGUGAAGCUAAUUUGAAGCACUCUACUUGUGAUUUAAUAAGAAAAUUAGUAUGCGAUGCCCCAGACAGGCUUGGAACUCGUGGGGUAGAAGAAAUUAAAGAGCACCCAUUUUUUAAUGGAGUUAAUUGGGACAAUAUUAGAAACACCAGAGCACCAUGGGUUCCUGAGGUAUUUUUUAGUUAGUUAACAAGUGACUCAGACACAGCCAAUUUCGAUACUUUUGAAGAAAUGGAGCCAUUUUACCCACUUGAAGGGCAAAGAAGGAAAAAAGGGAAAAAAGACAACAACUUUGUAGGCUAUACCUUUAAGAAAGAAAACGAAGAGCAGACAAAUACACUGCUAAAUGCGUUGCAGGAGCUUGAGUCUAUCAAUAAGUCAAAUUCAGGCAUGAGGCCAGUCAUUUCUCCUUCACAAGGAAGCAACCAAAGAAGAUUUGUUCUAGACUCUCAAGAACUUUAUUCAGGUUAA
Blepharisma stoltei is the source of this 1503-nucleotide messenger RNA. The record is from the annotation of a GenBank genome assembly. NCBI's taxonomy places the organism in Eukaryota, Ciliophora, Heterotrichea, Heterotrichida, Blepharismidae.